Molecule: messenger RNA, 1510 nt
Organism: Anopheles merus
Lineage: Eukaryota; Metazoa; Arthropoda; Insecta; Diptera; Culicidae
Exons: 2
Coding region: 61-1368 (435 amino acids)
Source: RefSeq, a predicted model, not a curated record
AAAUAAAGAAAAAAGUUGAUAAAAGUAAAAAAAAAAAAAAAUUGAUAAAAUUUAAGAAAAAUGUCCAUCGAUCACGACAAUGGCGCAAGUCGCAUGACACAGGCCAACAUUGAUGCAUUAACGGAGGCUUUAUUAGCAGAAAAAAACAAGAAUGCCCUCUUGGAGAAAGAACUUAAGGAAACUCGUAAAAAGAUCCGGCAUAACACCUGGAUAGAAGAACCUUCGGAAAAUCAACCGUUUGACCCCGAACCAUACGGGUCCUCGACAAUGAUCCAAACACCAGUACAGUCUACUAACGAACUUUCGAUGCUUACGUCGAUGUCAUUCGCCUCGUUACAAGUUUCCACUUGUACUCCCAAGGAAGGAGAGGAAGUGGAUAAAAAAUCCUUCGAACGAUGGAAGGAACAGCUCGAAGCAGCAAUGAAAUUCGCAGGCAUUUUUAACGAAAACAUGAAAAUGAAUGCUUUCAAAAUGAAAGCAGGUUAUUCCUUAUUAGAUACUCUGGAAGCUACAUCACCGAAUGAUUCAUCGAGCGAUGCAAAUUUAUUCCCGUAUACUAAUGCAAUGGAAAGGUUGCAUAAAUACUAUAGCUCACACGAUUACGUUUUCCUACAGCGACAAAAAUUACGCUCUAUGAAUCAGAAUGACGGCGAGUCCGAUUUAACAUACGUAAAGAAAAUAAUUGACCUAGCAAAGCUCUGCAAUUACAAAGAAAACCAAUUGAUAGAAACAGUAGUCGACGUGAUCCAAGCACAUGCUACUAAUCCAAGAGUCCGUAAGACAGGAAUAAAAGUUCUAAGGAAACGUGGAUCAAUAACAGAUCUUUUGGACAAAGUGCGAGAAUGCGAAAUGGAACAAAUGAACGAUAUAAAUUUCGCAAGGACCCACCAGCAAAACUCACAAGUCCAACCAUCAGCACUAGUGGCCGCCGUGUCCAACAGCUCUUACCAUAACAAUGGGCCUCGUAUGGGAGGAUUCCAUCGCGGUAACUCACUGUACCAUCAGAAAUAUUGGGGCAUGCAAAGCGGAAGAGGAACAUCUAGACUAACACCAUCGCGGUUUUCAUCAAAUAGACCUUCCGGAGGUCGUCGCGAACAAUGUGGAAGAUGCACUAGCAACUAUCAUUCUUCUGAGAACUGCCACGCCAUCAGCAAAAGAUGUCGCAACUGCCACACCGUAGGGCACAUCGAACGUGCAUGCCGUCAGGGGAUUCAGGAUAAAACCAAACGUCGCGCAGAGGAAGAAGAAGCAGGAUCACCAGCAAUUAAGACCCGGAAGAUCGCGGCAAUUAUGGACAGCAAUAACACGCCCGAAACAACCAGUGAUAAAGAGAUCGUAAGUGAUAUACAAUCAUCUGAUCUUAUCUGACCGCUCGAUCAAAUUAUAUAUUCCUAUACUGAAUUCUAUGAUUUUUCUAUUCACUCACAUUCUAAAAUUUAUUCACGCUUCUAAAUUGUUCACAAAAGAGAAUUCCAAGAAUUAACGCCUUAAAAUUUUUUUAUGGUUUGCA